This is a messenger RNA of Coregonus clupeaformis (lake whitefish), 1330 nucleotides long. Its product is annotated as C-type lectin domain family 4 member E-like. Bases 741 to 1238 code for a protein of 165 amino acids. The record is from RefSeq and is a predicted model, not a curated record. The transcript has 6 exons. Lineage: Eukaryota; Metazoa; Chordata; Actinopteri; Salmoniformes; Salmonidae.
ACCUGCCUCUACCUUACCCCUACCUAGUGUCCUCCGUUAAUAUUGAGACUACCUGCCUCUACCUUACCCCUACCUAGUGUCCUCGACAGUGCAGCAUUUCUUCUUAUGGCUCUAUACUCCAAAAGCUUGGAUUUGAAAUCAUGACUGAGGUUAAAGUGCAGACCGUCAGCUUUAAUUUGAUGGUAUUUUCAUCCAUAUCGGGUGAACCAUUUAGAAAUAACAUAAUGUGUAAUAUAGUAGUUAAAAGUUUACUAUUCUCAGAAUAUCAGGCGCGGGCUGAUAAAUCUACGUUUUCACAUUGCAUUUUCUUUUAGGGGGCAGGAGAAUUAACGAGGAUACUUUGAGGUCUUUAAUUAGAAUUUUUACAUUGCAAACAUUAACAAUUAUUUUUCAUGCCACGAGAGGUAGCGGAUCCGGCCAAAUAGGUUCUGUAAUGCAUCAGUCUAAAACUGAGAGGUGCCGGAUCCUGUUCCCACAGGAUCCAGCUCAAAUAAAGCACUGAUGAUACAAGUAAAACACAUUAACACAUUACCAAAGGUCUUACUUUAAUAAUUUGUUAUUCAGUACAUGUUCAGUGGUGGAAGAGACCCUCCAGAGUUGCUGCAGUGUGUGUUCUACUGGCUGUGAUCAUAGGCCUGUUGGUUUCCUAUGCCACUGUAGAGCGAGACCAGCUACAGAAUAGUCUAAAUACCAGGACCAUAGAGAGAGACCAGCUACAGAAUAGUCUGAACACUAGAACUAUGGAGCGUGACCAGCUACAGAAGGAGAUAGAAAGGCUGAACUGGAAUAUCAAAGGGUCCUGUCCUGAAGGAUGGAGAAGGUUUGGCUGCAGAUGUUACUAUCUCUCUACUGAGAAGAAAUCCUGGGAGGAGAGUAGACAGGACUGUCUGGAGAGAGGAGCAGACCUGGUGAUCAUUAACAGUGAAGAGGAGCAGGCAUUCAUCAAUGGGUUUGAAUCAGUCUAUUUUGUCUGGAUUGGUCUGACUGACUCUGUUACUGAGGGGACCUGGAAAUGGGUGGACGGCACACCACUGACCACCCCAAGGUAUUGGGAGAGUGGAGAGCCUGGUGGUGGUAGAGUGGAGAACUGUGGGGAAAUCUGUUACAUGUCAUCAGGCCAAAGAGUAUGGAGGGAUUAUAUGUGUUCAUUUUCACAAGAAUGGAUCUGUGAGAAAGAGGCUUCUCAUAGUGACAACACCAGAAUGAAGGGUUGGGUCAUAAAUAACCAUCAGUUAUGAAAACAGUGUCUGACCUCCAGAUAUCAGAGAGACAGAACCUCCUUCCCUCAGCCAGGGCAUUGAAAAUGGGUCGUGGAUUGGUAUUCCAGCAU